Messenger RNA from Danio aesculapii, 1318 nucleotides. RefSeq names its product platelet-derived growth factor receptor-like (gene pdgfrl). Lineage: Eukaryota; Metazoa; Chordata; Actinopteri; Cypriniformes; Danionidae. The record is from RefSeq and is a predicted model, not a curated record. The transcript has 6 exons. The coding region runs from base 156 to 1271 and encodes 371 amino acids.
GGGCAGGGGAAAUUCCUAUUUUUCACAGAGUAUGGAGCUGAUUAUGGUGUAAACGGAACAGACGAAGCGGACGAAGAGCUCCUGUGCUGCUCUCAGGCCUCCAGAGCUGCAAAAACAGCCUGUGACCAUUGCUGGAAAACUCCAUCAGAGCCAUCAUGAAAUUCUGGCUCUUCUUUACGCUGGCUCUGCUCUGGCUGGAGGUCCAAAACGGUGUGUGUCAGCAGGUCAAGCGUAAGAAAGAGGCCGGAGAGAACCGCAUUAAAGCAGGAAGAAAAAGGGUAAAGGUUCGCUACCCCAAAGUCAAAGAAAAGGACGCAGGAAGCAAAGGACAGUCUAUUCUCACCCAAGUCCUUGAUAAAGGUCGUUUUCUCAGAUUGGGAGAGAGCCUGUCAUUGAAUCCAGGGAAAACACUGGAACUGAGAUGCAAAGGAACAAAGAUUGGCUGGGCUUAUCCCUCUUAUCUGGACACCUUUAAUGACAACCGCCUCAGCAUCAAGCAGAAUGAACGCUACAGCCAGCUGAUCCUGACGUCGCCCUCUGCUGCUGACACUGGAGAAUACAGCUGCUGGGUUCUGCUCUGUGACGGACAGGAAUGUGAGAAAGAUGUAGACACCAUCUCUGCCACUUACAUAUACUUCCAAGACAAAGAUGAGCUGUUUGUCCCCUCUGCCAUUCAUUUUGAGAUCAUUUACCUGCGCCCUGACAAACCUGCCAGCAUCCCUUGCCGGGUGACCAACCCCAAAAUCAAAGUCUCGCUACACAGAGAAGUUCCUGCAGAGGAAAUCGCUGUGGAUGGGACUCAGAUCUCCUACAAUCCCAUGAAAGGCUUUAUCAUCCGAAAUCCCAGUCCAGAACAUAAGGGAGCGUAUUACUGCAAGGCCAACAGCACCACCAAAACCACUCCGCAAAUAUCCACUAAAUACCAGCUGCUGUAUGUGGAGGUACCUAGGGGUCCCCCUUUUGCGACUAUUGAGGCUUCUUCAAACACAGUGAGCAGUGGAGAUGUAUUUAAUGUUACCUGCACAGUGCUGGGUGAACCCGAGAUGAAUGUCAGCUUCAGCUGGAGGUAUCCUGGUCAGGACCAGAGGCCGGUGAACAUUCAGGACUCCUGGAGGCUGAUAAACCGCGGUGUGGGACACACCACACGCAUCUCCCAGAGCGCCAUGAUUGUGGAUGAUGUUGAAACCAUUGAUUAUGGAAAGUAUAUCUGCAUUGCCAAGAAUAAGAAUGGAGAGACACUGGUGGCCACAUCGGUGAAGCCACGUGACUAGGAAGAACAACAUAGAUUAUAUUCUGAGCUGAGCUGGACUCCAUUCAC